This is a messenger RNA of Zophobas morio, 1036 nucleotides long. Its product is annotated as THAP domain-containing protein 1-like. Gene Ontology annotation, molecular function: sequence-specific DNA binding. The transcript is spliced from 2 exons. The record is from RefSeq and is a predicted model, not a curated record. Lineage: Eukaryota; Metazoa; Arthropoda; Insecta; Coleoptera; Tenebrionidae. The coding region runs from base 175 to 939 and encodes 254 amino acids.
AUUCUAUGAUCGUGAUCAUACAACCGCACUUAACCUCACUUUUUGCAUAAAAAAUCAAAAUCGACGUAAUUGUUGCAAUACUUUGAUAAAACGCGGGAUUAAACCACAGUUUUGUGAAACAUGCAGCCUCGUACCGAAUCUGGUUAACUUAUAUCUGUGUGAAGAGCCCCAAAAAUGAGCCAAGACACUCCAGAGUUGGUCGGAAUCACAAAAUGUACGGUGAUUUCGUGCCGCAAUUUCUACCAUCUGGAAUCGCCACCUGACUACCAAUUUUUCCCAUUUCCAACCAACCGGGAUAUUUCCAAAAAAUGGAAGGAAAAGUGCGGCAUUUCCGCCUAUCACGACGUGUCGAAGUCCAGUGUGUGUUCUGACCAUUUCAAACCCACGGACUAUGCAGACGCGGACCAAAAAACCUUAACAUCUUCAGCCAUUCCCACAGAAAAUCUAGGCUGGAUGUUGGGAAUGCCUGAAGUUAAGGUAGUCAUAAACCCCAAAGCGCCCAAAAUCAAGGUAGCAGAAGAUCUAGAUUUUAACAAAGUCAAGGAAGCAGUGGAUGUGAAUGAGAAACUGAAAGACCAGCUGCAGGACUUGGUUAAAGAGUAUGAACCAAUCAAGGAGAAGAUGGGUCUGUAUAAAAGGAAGAUUGAUAAUGUGGAGAAGGAGAUUAAUAGGGUGAAGAUGAUGAUCGCCAAAGUUAAGAGCAAAAAUUGGAAGCCUGGGAAUAAUUUGUUGUGUAGGGUGUUUUCACAGGCUCAGAUAAAUAUGUUGUUAGGGAAGAAGAAAGUUGUGUGGAGUUAUGACGAUAUGGCGAUGGCUUUCACGUUGAGGCAUGUGGGGAAUAAGGAGUGUUAUUUGUAUCUGAAGGAUACGUUGAAUUUGCCUCUGCCUGCGUUGUCGGCAGUGCAGAGGUGGGUGGCUUCGAAUAAAUUGAAACCAUAGACUGAUUAGAAAAUAAGAGUUUGUUGUAUUUAUUUUUUCUAAUUUAAUUGUUUAGACAAUUGUAUGUUAAGAAAUAAAAUUGCUUGAUGAAGAUUAA